Molecule: messenger RNA, 1767 nt
Organism: Ceratitis capitata (Mediterranean fruit fly)
Lineage: Eukaryota; Metazoa; Arthropoda; Insecta; Diptera; Tephritidae
Gene: Polr3E
Product: DNA-directed RNA polymerase III subunit RPC5
Exons: 4
Coding region: 256-1656 (466 amino acids)
Biological process (GO): DNA-templated transcription
Cellular component (GO): RNA polymerase III complex; nucleus
Source: RefSeq, a predicted model, not a curated record
UAUAGACAUUUUGGAAUGUCAUGAAAAAAUAUAAACUUUUGUCUGCUAUUACCUUAAAGUCGAAUAAUAUCGACGGGCUCACUAAAUAAUCGAAGGCAACAUUGUUGUCUUAUCGCCAUAAAUAUUUACCAUGCUUUUUUCUAGCUUAGAUGUGCAAUGUUUGAAAGUCAAAGGUUUAAAUAAAUAACAUAAAAGUUAAGAGAUUUGUGCAGAUAUAUUCAUACAUAUCUGUUUGUAGUGAAGGUUUCUAUCAAAAUGUCGAACCAGUGCACAGAUGAUGACAUUGUCGUGGAAGAGAUUCCGGUUUUCCUAUCUAAAAAUCUUCAGGAGAACUUGUAUCUUUUCCAAUAUCCGACUAAAACCCAAAUAAGCAACUUUGAUAAUUCAAACGUGAUAAAUUGCUGUGUAAAGCCUUUGAACCAAGAAGUAAAAGUUGAUUUUGCAUUAAAUACAGAAUCGAAUUUUUAUGAUCGCUUCAAAGGAGAGAAAUUCGCUUUGGCUUCUGAUGGUAAAACUCAAGCUAAAGGUGAACGCCCCACAUAUAAGCGUGGUAUUAUGGACAAGCAGGCUUUUAUCAGCACUCGCUCAUUGGACGAUGUAGAUAAAUAUGUAGUCGGUAUUUUCUCUGACAAGGAGCUUCAUUUGACGCCGUUGGCAAAUAUAUUACAGUUACGACCAUCUUUAUCUCAUUUCGACAAGGAGGAUAAACGUAUAAAAGCAGAAGAGAAGGCACUCAAUGAUGAAGACGACGAAGAAGAGCUGCAGCAAGUGACUGUAAAGUUUGCAAAAGCUGGAGUUGGCAACAAAAAAUUGAAAACAAAGGAAAAGCAGGGAUAUGCGAAUUUUAUAAAACGGAGUAAUGAAGAAUCCUGGUGUGAGACAUAUUGGCAUCCCCGAAAAUCACCCACCGCAGAACUUGAGAGACAGAAGUUAUUUGCUACAAACCAACAAUUAAAUUUAGCAUUAGAAUUGGAUUCACACAAAUAUGUUAGAAAACUACUGCCUGACGAUGGCAAGGAUCAGGGAAUAGAUGCGGUGCUACCACCCAAGGUUAUAAGCAAAGCUCGUUUGAAGUCAAUGUCUCUGGUAGAUCAACUUAAAGUAGUUCUAAAAGAUGCACGAAUGCUAACCUUUGAGGAUAUAUUUUCAAUACUACAAGAAUGCAAUGAUUCGAGCAUAUCAAGUGAAAAAGUUCUUCGAGCUUUACCCCAAGUUGGGGUCCUCAUUCAUGGAAAUUGGGUUCCCCAGUCUGAUAUCAUUUAUCCUGCUGAUAUGUUGUCCAACUCCAAUGGAGUCUCUUCUGAAUUAAUGAUACGUGCCCGAGACUACGUGCUUUUCAGAUUUUCCCGAGUAAAAUAUUUAUAUCGGAGGCAAGUCAUUACGGCUACACAGCUGCCUCCUGACGAAGCUGCUGAGGUUCUGCAUUCUGUCGCUCGUUUGAAUUCUGAAAAAAAAUGGGAAUUGUUACUCACACCCAACAAAGAGUUUGAGCAAAGAUAUCCCGAGCUUUUACAAAGACAAGAAAUGGUUUGGAGAGCAACAGAACAAACUUAUAAUGAGAUGGACUUUGAAAAAUCGCCAAAACGUUCUCGAAAACGAUCGAUUCGUGAAAGCAGACUUCAGCCCGCACAAUCUCCUCAAAGAGAGUCCUCUUGAGGAUGCGUUUUCCUCUAAUAUUCACAUACGUUGUUCACGUACGUACAUAAGAACUAUAUAAUUCAACUACAAAAACAAAUAUACAUAGUGUACAUGCUAAUAUGCAUGAAU